CUGGCCUCGCGGGUUCUUUCACGAGCCCUAUGGCUCGCUGUGGUCUUCAUUAUGCGAUUCAUCCAUCUUGUCGUAAGCAUUCCCCCUGUACCAUCGUGCAGUUUGUAGUACAAGUUUUUAGUACAGCUGUUUGUGAUAGCCUGCGUCUAUCGUAGCAUUCAUAGCUUGCAAGCAUUCUGUCUUGCCCCAUCUUACAAUAGAAGCUUGCACCUGUAGGACUUUGAUUUGAAAUCAUGUUACUCAGUGUUUGAUGCUGCUCCUUUGUAGUUUCUUGCAGAUGUUUCUUGCAGUUUCUGCGUAGUAAGUACACAAAAACAUCACUUUCGUACCGUAUACGUAUAUAUCCCAUAUUUGUUCAUGCAUCCAUUAUCGAUUGCACAGGAGCCCUGUGACCGCCAAGGCGUUUGUACCUUCGUAUUUUCGCAAUAAAAGUUGUACUGCCGUUACGGUGUGGACAUUCAUAUCUUUCUCGUGAUGCAGACUGUUUGCCCGAGUCAGCGCCCGAUGAGGGGCAUUUUGUACGAUAAUUUACCUGCUGAGAUAUAGCAUCAAGUCUGUGCCUCUCUAGUUCUACUUAACGCCUUACGCUGUAGCAUCAUAUAUCUGUGUCGUGUUGCUGCUAACGUUUGUGUUCGCAGUGAAAAAAUAUCCAACAAAAACCGAUACACCGAAGAGGACCAGUAAGGCGACAAAGGUGACACCGGUGACCACGUCGACGUCUAGCACCGCAAGCACGUCAAGUACCACGACGACCACCCCGACGACUACAACUACCAGCACUACGACAACCACAACUACCACAACUACGACUACGAGUACCACGACCACAACUACCACUACGACUACCACUACCACGACUACCACUACCACGACUACAACCACCACGACAACCACCACGACUACAACCACCACGACUACAACCACCACGACGACUACCACCACCACGACGACGACGACGACCACCACCACCACGACGACGACGACCACCACCACCACGACGACGACCACCACCACCACGACGACGACCACCACCACAACGACGACGACCACCACCACAACGACGACCACCACGACGACGACGACCACCACCACGACGACGACCACCACCACAACCACGACAACCACGACCACCACAACUACGACAACCACGACCACCACGACCACGACAACCACAACCACGACAACCACGACGACUACAACUACUACUACAACCACGACGACUACCACGAAGUACCCAUAUGUUCUAAUUUGUGUGUGUGAGGACCCCCUUCCCGAGUCGAUGCGCUGGAAUGACCUCCUUGGAGCCUCCCUUCCCAGUAACUUGUGCAGCUUCGUAUUCUACGGCAUGAAGUACCCCGGAGGCGCUGACGAGAUCUUCGAGGGUUACGUCGACCCGGGUUCACCUUUCGAUAACUUCCAAAGAUUUAUUGAUCAAAUCAGAAGACCCGAUCUCAACCUGGGCAUCGUCGUUCCAUACAUGAUCGCCGAAAGUCUCGAGCCGCGACUUCGACAACAGGAAGGGAGAGAGGCCUUCAACAGGUAUUGGGACAAAGGCUUCAAGAACUACGCUGUUCUCGAUAUCGAUGUCACCCCAUUUUCUUUUGAGUCCUAUUUUACAGAUAUGAAAUCUUUUAUAUCGGCGGUCCGAAGCAUGCAAAGCAGGCCGCUCACGACAUUCUUUAUAGGCCUCAAGCUCAAUUUUGUCAUUGACAGCAUCGGCUCAAGCGAGAUAAGCGUCGCCCAGUCGCUAAUAAAUGAUAUCAAGCCCGACGGUGUUCUUUUCCUCCCAACCUUCCGAACGCUGUUCAGUAGAUCCAAUUGUAGGUUGACUGGAUCGUCAGUAUGGAAAAACUCUCCUAUUGUAGACCAGCCUACUUUCGAACACUCUCUGCAACUGAUGUUAUACCUCACCUUUCCCCCGAACACCAUAAAGCUGCUUUCAUUUUCUAUGGCCGGUCGUUCAUCCCAAGUUAAGUGGAAAAAGGCGUGGGACCUCAGGUCAAAAUGCAGCUGGACGACCAUGUCAACGCCAUCAAGCUAUGUUUGUCCUGGUGGUGCCGAUUACAAGGAUUUCAAGGGAAACAAGCCAUCUCCGAAUCGUAAGCUGAAUAAGGAGUGGAUGGAAUAUAUGGUGAAGCACGGUGAGAGGCUCCACAUCUACGAGUGGGAUGACAGCAUGAUUAACAAGAUAUGUUGGGCGUACAAGCUCUACGGAUUUCAAGACGGCUGGGUGUUCUUCGACUUCACCCAUGAUGCCAUGAACAGCUGUGCACGUAGAGGAGCACAGCACUACGGAUCAAUUCUAAAUGUCAAGGACCACCUGAGAAGUCGCAAAGCACUAUGCAAGAAUGUGCAGCUACCUAGCCCAUGAGCAGCGCGGGAACGUUGUAUAUUUAUAUAUGUAUCUCAAUACGCAACAAUGUGUUAGUUCCUGUGUUAGACCUUA
Molecule: messenger RNA, 2446 nt
Organism: Ornithodoros turicata
Lineage: Eukaryota; Metazoa; Arthropoda; Arachnida; Ixodida; Argasidae
Exons: 8
Coding region: 1280-2371 (363 amino acids)
Source: RefSeq, a predicted model, not a curated record